UUCCUGAAUCAAAACAAAAGCUGCGCUGUGCGCGGAGAUUUCCCCGGCAGCGGGAGCCACUCGGCAGGGGAAGGGAGCUCGGAGGGCUAGAAGUGAGGGUGAUAACAUCCAAACUGGCGGUGGUCGGAGCCUGAGGAGUCCCAAGAGCGGACAAAGUCCUUCCCGAGCUAAGCACCAUCAACGACCCGCCAUGUUCCGUGAAAUGGAAGAAGACCCCUUCUUCUCGGACCCUUUUCGUUCACAUCAGGAAAACCUCCGUCAGUUGAUGUCCAGUUUUCCAAUUCAACUGGAUCAAGAUUUCUUGGUGAAUUUCCCAGAUGACAGAGUUCCUCCUCAGACAUGCCCAAGGCAACAGAGCUUGACAGACAGGAACAAGCAUUCAGUAGUGGCAAGUAGCUCAGCAGAUCCUUUCAGCUCAAUGAUGGAAAAAAUGAGAAAAGAAAUGAUGGAAAUGCAACGCAGUAUUAAAAGUACAUCUGGGCACUCCAAAGAUGAUUCUUCAAGCACUUCCACUGUAAUGAGCUAUUCAAAAGUGGGAAAUGAACCUCCUAAAGUGUUCCAGGCUUCCAGUCAUGUACACAAUGUUCCUGGUGGAAUUAAGGAGACAAGACGGGCCAUAAAAGACUCUGAAAGUGGAAUUGAAAAAAUAUCAAUUGGCCAUCACAUUAAAGAUCGUUCUCAUGUCAUUCAGAAAGUCAGAAACCAGAAAACAGGUGAUGAAGAAGUCAAUCAAGAGUUUGUCAACCUAAAUGAAGAUGAUGCACACAGGUUUGACCAGGAAUGGCGGGAAAAGGUGUCAGAUUUUAUGCCUCUGGGAACACAAAUGUAUGGUCUUCAGGAUGUUAAAAAGGCCAUGGAAGAACCAAGGACAAAACAUUGUAAAAAACAACCUGUUUCAAACCUUACUCCUCCCCCUGCUUCUUGUGGCUGCCCUAGUACAAGUGCUGCUCCUACAGGAAUGAAAGCACCAUCAAAAUAUGGAAGAAAAUUUUUCUGAAACUGUUUGGCUCAGGCAAUUUCUGUGUGAUUAUACCAAGGCUUUGUUUUUUAACUUUUAAUUUAGUUCCUGUGGAAUAAUUCAGUUCACUUCCAGCUAGUUACCAUAGUUCCAUAAAUAGCAUUUCAUUUUUGUCAUCUUCAAGGGGCACCAAAUAAAGGAAGUGUAUUUUAUAGA
Messenger RNA from Hypanus sabinus (Atlantic stingray), 1174 nucleotides. RefSeq names its product myeloid leukemia factor 1 (gene mlf1). The coding region runs from base 191 to 997 and encodes 268 amino acids. Lineage: Eukaryota; Metazoa; Chordata; Chondrichthyes; Myliobatiformes; Dasyatidae. The record is from RefSeq and is a predicted model, not a curated record. Gene Ontology annotation, biological process: regulation of DNA-templated transcription. Gene Ontology annotation, cellular component: cytoplasm; nucleus. The transcript has 7 exons.